Molecule: messenger RNA, 1160 nt
Organism: Diachasma alloeum
Lineage: Eukaryota; Metazoa; Arthropoda; Insecta; Hymenoptera; Braconidae
Exons: 3
Coding region: 446-1087 (213 amino acids)
Biological process (GO): double-strand break repair via homologous recombination
Cellular component (GO): Shu complex
Molecular function (GO): single-stranded DNA binding
Source: RefSeq, a predicted model, not a curated record
UCUAUAUACUGACACUUGUGGUGGCCGCCAUGAUAGUGCUCUCUUUUUAAUAGGAAUCCUAUUUGGAACAGAAAGAUAUUUAUUUCAUCUUGGAUAUUCAUCCAUAUUGAUAAAUGAUUACUUUUGCUGGACUGCGACGGUUUGGUACAACAAUUCUGCUGAGUUGAAAUCUCCAACUUAGGAUGCGGUAGCAUUUCGUCUUCUUGAUAAACAUCUGGCACAUCAACAAUUAGAGAUAGAAAAAAUCACUGGUUACAAUUCCAGAAUCUUUAUUUUUGAUAUUUUAUCGAAUUUCCCACAUUGUUUUUGAACUAUCGUAAUUCACGCUGGGGCUUCCGGUUUUGUCCUGAGUGCGUUAUUUUACUAAAAAUUGAAUAAUAGAACUCCCCGGAAGUUAUGAAUUGAUUGAGGGAAAGAAAAGUUAGAAAUUCUUGCAAUUUUGAGGAUGUUUCGUGUAAAAAAUGCGACGAAAUCUACAUUGCUGUCUGGAACUUAUGAUCUCACGCAGUUUUUUACAUUCGAGGCGGCGAUGCACUGGGCUCUGGAAGGACGUUACGUUCUCUACAUCACACCGACCCCCCUUGACUCAAUUCCCGCAAAAUAUCAUGACAGAGAUGCCCUCGUGGUGGAGUCAUUUCGAAUGGUCAAAUUUAUGUAUUUGAAGGAUUAUGAAGCAUUGAUUGAGCUUCUUGUCGACCUUCACUCUCACCACACACGUCCAGGAGUCCUUUUAGUCGACCAACUAGACACCUACAUCAAUCACCCGAAAGUAACUGAACAAAUACUGAAUAUUCACAUUGCAAAAUUGUGUGCAAUCCUUCACGAUACGAUGAACGCCUGCUCCAAUGUCUCGAAGAGACAUUCGAACUUUCACCUGUUGGCGUCAGUUACCCCACAGAACUUUGAAAAAUCAUCCUAUCAUUUGUAUUUUGAUCAAAUUUGGAACCUAGAAAAGGAAAAUAAAAAAACAUUUCAAUUGAUCCGUUCAAAAAAUUCUUCAGGGCCUCGAGAAGUGUUCAAGUACCAGAAACUAAAUGAUGGAACUUUAAUUCUGAAAAAAAUACUUGAAAAAUUGGAAAGUAUAUGAAAUGAUUCCGUCAUUAAUUGCGUCAAAUGUAAAAAUUAAAAAAUGUAAUUAGUUGUAAACAUGAAAAAUAAAA